AUGCACAUCACCACUCCAAAGAAGCGCCUUGCCCCGGCCGACUUCUUUGACGAAGAGUUCCUCAGCAACUCGCCCAGCCCCAAGAAGCACCGAGCCCCCGACCACGGGCGACAGAUCUUCCAGCUUGGCGGCGCAUGCUUCAAGAUAUUCGACUCCUCCGGUUGCGAACUCGACACGCAAAUCCACCUCUUCGAACUCAUGCAAGGAUCGAGCCCCCCCGAGACCAUUGUCGAGGCUGUCGGCGGCUCUGGCGGUUUUGUGGACUUGUGCUUCCAAUGGGAGACGCUCCUCUCUAUCUUGGGGACAGACAGUGUCGAAAUGGUUGAUCGAGAUUACAGGAUGCGGCUGGGCUCGCGUACAUGGCCCAUCAACCACCCUCGUGCCUGGGCAUACGCCAUCCAUGAUCUCAUGUCGCUCUUCAACGACGCCCAGCCAUCCAGCAAGUUUUGGCCCGCCGAGAUUGGUCCUGUUACGUCUUGGCCCGACCUGCGAGAUUUGCACCUUCGUCCAGACCUCUAUCUACACUGGCGCGCUACUUGCCAAUUCUUUUGUCACGACAUCUCGGAUACGCUUGUUGGGACGCACUUGCCCGGCUUCAGGAAGCCACUCAACCCUAUUGCCAUGGUCAAAAUCUUCCUCGCACUUCUUGCGCUGGCAAAACCAUCGCAUCAUCCACCGCCGCUCACCACAGAAGAGGAGGUGGCAAAGGUUGCCGUCAUUGCUCUCUGCUGGUCUGCUGUCGACCAGCACCUAACCGGGAGGCAUGGUCGGCGAUGUCCAAGUCGCACAGGCCACGACCACGACCACCUUGAAUUCGGCAUCCAGUGUCCUUGUACGUCACCUAGCCUUACCUACGACAUCUGGGUCAACACGGUACGAGCCCCAAGCGUCAUCUUCGUGGCCAGUAUGCAAGAUGUACAAUACGUAACACGUAUCCUGGCUACUCUCUUCGGCUCUGCGCCCGGUCAAGAACCCAUCAUCCCCUUCAUGUCUGCAGCCAUCUUCGGCGAGACUGGCUUAUCUGACGGGAAUCUGAUACCCAGCCAGACCCGUCCCCUGCUGGCGGCAGACUUUUUGGCCAGAGUAGCGCUGGUUGGCAACGCUCAAUCAAACAUACCGGAAUCCUCCACCCUCUCGCAUCUGAGGACGCAGAUACAGGUAAAGCCCCUGUCGCAUCCCAGCCUGUCCACCAGCCCCGACGAGAACCUUUGCCAAGAGAGGAUCAUUCUUGUCACGGCCCUGUCGCCCACCACUCGAAGCACGUUUGACAAAGUAUUCUCGGAGCCCACAAGCGUCUGGAUCCCAGGCCAUAAUCAACAGCCCAAGCUAAUAGUCAAUGGGAAGCUCCAGGCCAUGGCUAUUGGGUACGUGGGUCAGUUUCCGCAAGGCGAUGAAGGCAAUAGGCUAAAAGAGUUGAUUGCCCAUGUUUACCAACCUCGAUAUAUGGAUCGUGGAACUAUUAUGUUUAGAGAUUUGAACGAGUGGGUUACGAGGGUGUAA
Messenger RNA from Ilyonectria robusta, 1500 nucleotides. RefSeq lists its product as uncharacterized. Lineage: Eukaryota; Fungi; Ascomycota; Sordariomycetes; Hypocreales; Nectriaceae. The transcript is spliced from 2 exons. The record is from RefSeq and is a predicted model, not a curated record. Bases 1 to 1500 code for a protein of 499 amino acids.